Centropristis striata (black sea bass) is the source of this 900-nucleotide messenger RNA. Its product is annotated as neurexophilin-2-like. The record is from RefSeq and is a predicted model, not a curated record. The transcript is spliced from 2 exons. Gene Ontology annotation, molecular function: signaling receptor binding. NCBI's taxonomy places the organism in Eukaryota, Metazoa, Chordata, Actinopteri, Perciformes, Serranidae. The coding region runs from base 1 to 900 and encodes 299 amino acids.
AUGAGGGCGCUGUGUUUGAACUUUGCCAUCACCUGUCUGUGGCUUCUCCCGUCAGCGGUCCAAGAAACAGUGAAGCCCCUGGACUUUCAGAGCCAACAAUGGAGAGAGGAGGAAGGAGGAACAGGAGACGCUGCUGGAGCUGCUUUGAAAGUCAAACAUAUGUUCAAAGACUUGCAGAUCAUCUCCACCAAACAAAAAUCACCUGCUUACGGCCCUCUUGGCCCGUACGGUUGGCCUCAGAAUUUCUCCCAAGCCAUGGAUCAGUAUCUGUACCGCCCUCCUCCUAAAUCCAAACCUCCUGCAAAAACAUCUACAAAGGCCAAGAAGAUCCUGGGCUGGGGCGAUUUUUACUUCAAUGUGAAAACGAUGAAGUUCAGCCUCCUGGUAACGGGGAAAAUCGUGGACCACAUCAACGGCACGUUCAGCGUCUACUUCCGCCACAACUCGUCCCGUCUGGGGAACAUAUCUGUCAGCAUCGUCCCGCCCUCCAAAGCUGUAGGAUGGGAGGUUUUGGAUCCAGUGGCUCAAAGCGUUCACACCAAAAAUUCAGUCCUGGUUCCAGAUCUGACGUCGCAGUUCCAGAGCCCGCCUCAGUCCACUAGUGUUACUCCCCAAGACCAGCAGAAGCAGCAGCCGGACGUGAUGAUGGUGACCGAACUCAACUGUCGGAUCGAGUACCAGAGAACCAACCGGUCCAAGAAGACCAAGCCCUGCAUGUACGACCCAGGGAAGACCUGCUACUCAGAAAACACCCAGUCCCAGGCAGCCUGGAUCUGUGCCAAACCCUUUAAGGUUAUAUGCAUCUUCAUCGCCUUCACCGGUAGCGACUACAGGCUGGUGCAGAAAGUCUGUCCGGACCACAACUUUCAGACGGAGCAGAACCAGCAGCACUUCGGGUGA